Mesorhabditis spiculigera is the source of this 738-nucleotide messenger RNA. The record is from the annotation of a GenBank genome assembly. NCBI's taxonomy places the organism in Eukaryota, Metazoa, Nematoda, Chromadorea, Rhabditida, Rhabditidae.
AUGGUUCUCCAAAAACUUUUCUCUGUGCUUUUGCUUCUGCAAAUCGCGUGGUCUCCUAAUGCAGCCGGAGCGGCUGAUGGCCUAUCAACCGGUCAACUACCUGUCGACCAGGCGGUACGUGACAAGCUGAACGAAGCCAUGGACCAUCUCUUGUCGCCACCUACUUGGCAUCUACCAGGAGCGGUGAAAUUGGGGAGGUUAACCCAAGCGGAGUGGGACUCGGUGAGGGGUGAUUUGGACCGAUACGGUCGUGACCUCGAGGAAUGGCGCAAAAAAAGAGGACAUGAACGUUUCGGACAAAGGGGCAACUGUAUUCACCCCGACCAACUGCUGGAUCUAAGAAAUUCUAUUCAGGACUGGUUCGCGGCGUCGAGCAGAGAGUGGCGGCGUUAUGCGCAAGUGUUCAAAUGCGAAGAGGGGCUGAUGUAUGGCUGGCGAUGCUUGGAGCGAGAAAAAUACCCUGCGCCCAACGUCACAUACGUGGAAGAACAAAUUCCACGAAUCAAGGCUAGGACCAAUGCCGAAAUUUGGGUGCAAUUUGAAAAUCGAAAGCCGAAUAGUUACUAUUUGAUGCUCCUCGACAUUAUUGACGAAUUUAUGCCUGCGUAUCUCGUGUUUUUGAACCGCGACGUCCAUAAAGGCACCUAUACUGCUACCGAAGGCGGCGAUUACGCAAGAUACGUCGUGGCUUCAACUCUUCACGAUAAACCUUACGAGGCGCAUUACCUCUUCUUUUUC